Molossus molossus (Pallas's mastiff bat) is the source of this 2044-nucleotide messenger RNA. RefSeq names its product nei like DNA glycosylase 2 (gene NEIL2). The transcript has 5 exons. Lineage: Eukaryota; Metazoa; Chordata; Mammalia; Chiroptera; Molossidae. Bases 135 to 1136 code for a protein of 333 amino acids. Gene Ontology annotation, biological process: base-excision repair. Gene Ontology annotation, molecular function: DNA N-glycosylase activity; DNA-(apurinic or apyrimidinic site) endonuclease activity; zinc ion binding. Gene Ontology annotation, cellular component: nucleus. The record is from RefSeq and is a predicted model, not a curated record.
UUCCCCCCAGGGUCCAGAGCCCAUCUUUCUGCUGCUAGGACAGCGUUCACGCCCACCCCGGGGGCAGAGCCCUACGCGGACGCCAGACGCCCGGCGUGCGGGCCUCGCCCAGGGGCUGUGGGCCCGGAGCCGGGAUGCCAGAAGGGCCAUCUGUGAGAAAGUUUCAUCAUUUGGUCUCCCCCUUUGUGGGGCAGCAGGUGGUCAAGACUGGAGGCAGCAGUAAGAAGCUAAACCCUGCUAGCUUCCAGUCCCUGUGGCUCCAGGACACCCAGGUUCAUGGAAAGAAAUUAUUCCUUAGAUUUGAUCCAGACGAAGAAACCAGAUCUCCUGGCAACAACUCACUGCCAGAACUUCUACAAAAAGGAGAGAGGAAGGAAGAGGCUGGGGACCAAAAGCAGACUUUGGGUCCCGACAACCAGAAAAUCUCAGACCAGUCCUCCUGGUCCCUGGAGCUUGUCCACAGUGGAGACACUGGUUCCGAGUAUUUGGGGGAAGACAGCCCUGCAGGAGGUGCUGAGAGAUGGCUGCAGGUCAGCUUUGGUUUGUUUGGAAGCAUUUGGGUGAACGAAUUCUCCAGAGCAAAGAAAGCCAACAAGAGGGGUGACUGGAGGGACCCCAUUCCAAGGUUGGUCCUGCACUUUGGUGGUGGCAGCUUCCUGGCAUUUUAUAAUUGUCAGAUGUCUUGGAGCUCUUCCCCAGUGGUCAACCCCACCUCUGACAUCUUGUCUGAAAAGUUCCAUCGAGGACAAGCCUUGGAAGCUCUGGGUCAGGAACAGCCUGUCUGCUAUACACUGUUGGACCAAAGAUACUUCUCAGGCUUAGGGAACAUCAUUAAGAAUGAAGCCUUGUACAGAGCUGGGAUCCAUCCCCUUUCUCUCGGUUCACUUCUCAGUCCUCGGCAACUUGAGAUCCUCGUGGAUCACGUGGUGGAGUUCAGUACAGACUGGCUUCAGGGCAAGUUCCAGGGAAGACAGAAUCACACGCAGAUCUACCAGAAAGAGCAGUGCCCUUCUGGGCACCAGGUCAUGAAGGAGGCCUUUGGGCCUCCAGAUGGCUUCCAGAGGCUCACCUGGUGGUGCCCACAGUGCCAGCCCAGGCUGCCACCCAGAGAGCCAGAGCAAGUCCAGCUUUCCUAAGGCUCUUGGGGCCCCUUUUUAACAGAACCUUGCCCUUUAGGGAGCGUGAUGUCUGAGUGUUGAGAAAAGGGAUGUGGACAGGGAUUGGGACUAGAGGCAGGAAUUAGAGGGGAGGGGAGGUCAGAGGAGAUCCGUCCUGUUGAUAUUCAUCUCACUGAAGUAACUUCUAAGGCAGAGUUUUCAUAGGGUUAGAUUUUUUUUUUCAAACAGUUAAUUCUUCCUAUGUAGUUCUGCCAUUGUAAAAGAUGAGAAAAAUGAUGACAGGUCAGGGAAAAGCCUCCCGGAAUGAGUGAUAAUGAAAAUAUAAGUCUAUGGAAAAUAGCUGUGCCCCAACAUUGCUCUGGUUUGGUUUUGUUUUUGAAACCUUAGUUGGUUUUAAGGCCCUCCAGUUGAGAAACAGGAACAUGGAAUUGUCUUUCUUCAUUCCCCUGGAGGGAUCCAGGGAUGAGGAUGGAGUAGCAUGAGUGUCAUGUUCUGAUUCGGCCUCCUGCCUGGGAUGGAGAUACCAGGAGAACGGGUGGGGAAGGAGGGGGCCUGGGAACUGGCCACCUUUCUGAUGUGCCCAAUGGGCUUUAGAACAAAGCUGCUUGUUUCCUCCUAAAGUGAUAUAUUUGUGACCACUGCUUUGUGGAACCAGCAGGAAGUAAGGGUUGUAGAGACACAGUGUAAAGGUGUUAGCAAUAGCUGAAAAAACUAGGACAUUUAAAUAAAGCUCUUUGAUAUUUCCUGUUGUCAUUUUUAUUUGGCAGGAAUGGUUCUUACCAUGUAAAUAACAGUUCUUUGUGAAGGUGGCUGCAUAUGACUUCAGGUGGCCAAGUUCGGAUGGAUCCACUUAAAAGGGGUAGGGCAGGGGUUGCGGGGAGGUAGAGGAGGGUACAGGCAGGAUAAAUGGUGAUGGAAGACUUGAC